CAACCAUCGACCACAGGCAAACCUCUUUGAGAAGAUUCUGGAGUGCAAGAACUUCACAAGUCAUGGUUCUCUUACGUAUCAGCCUCCCAUAGUCGACCGUGGGCAUUGGACAGUUCCUCAUCCCUAGGGUCGAAUUCUUCUCCACUCAAUUGGCCUCUGGCGGAGCCCUUGGUCCAUGACUUCACAAAAGCUCCAACCCACUUCUCAAUUGGUGAUUGUUCCUGGCUAGACUCUUUCCCACUUGGUGUCCCACCUCUUUGAGGACAACGAAGCCUUUUUCACGAUUUGCCUCUUUCUCGCCGGUCACGCUCUCUAUUUCCUUGCUGUCGCAUGGAUGCCUGACUCUCUUUCUGAGCCUCUGACCCUACCUUUUGGCCACCAUCGCUCCUUUUCUAAUGACGGCACUGUCCUUCCUUCCCACCACCCGAAACAGCCCCCAUCUCCAGGAAUCGAACUAGAAGACUUUGAACUCGACCGAGACAUCCAAGACCCUUCGAGCGAAUCCGAGAGCGAAUCAGAGCGAGACACCUCUGUACAACAAGACACCGGCGCUGGAAGUUCCUCGUCACAGAUGAAACGAACAAAAUCCAAAAAGAACAAAGAAAAGCAGACCCCUUCCAGAACGAGUCUUCGAAUCAAGACCGAUCAGAACGGGCAUGCGAAUGGCCACGCCAACGGCGACAUGGAUUCACACAUGGAGCUCAGACGCAAACACGUCUCGAGCAGCGACUCGGCAUCAACCGCUUCGAUGGUCAUGUCCCGGGAUGACUUCUCCCUAGAUCACAACCCUCCUCCGCCCACCCCUCAGACACCUGGCAUGGUCAACACCAGCUUCGCCGACCUCCCUCCAAACGACAAGAGGAAUUUUCUUCUUCUCGUCCUUUUGUAUUUUUUACAAGGCAUUCCCAUGGGUUUGGCCGCUGGGUCUGUGCCUUUUCUUCUCAAGAGCUAUCUCUCCUACGGGCAGAUUGGAAUAUUUUCACUGGCCAUCUACCCUUAUUCAUUAAAGUUGUUGUGGAGUCCGAUUGUGGACGCGGUCUGGAGUCGAAGAUUUGGACGGAGAAAGAGUUGGAUCACACCCAUACAGACCAUUUCCGGUCUGUCGAUGAUCUAUCUAGGCGGCCAGAUCGAUGACAUGAUGAGAAAAGCCGGGGAGAACGAUGGGUCUGGGGUCUGGGGAUUCACAUGGUGGUGGUUUUUGUUGGUGUUCCUCUGCGCGACACAAGACAUCGCCGUGGAUGGAUGGGCUAUUUCACUUCUUUCCAUGCAAAACAUGGCCUACGCCUCGACGGCUCAGACUGUGGGUCUGACAGCUGGCUCUUUCCUGUCGCACACCGUAUUUCUUGCCUUGCAAGCUCCCGAUUUUGCCAACGCCUGGUUCAGGUCUACUCCGAGCGAAGAGGGCUUGUUGAGCCUCGGCGGGUACAUGGCUUUUUGGGGUUGGGUUUACUUGAUCGUGACGGUCGGCUUGGCAUUCUUGAAGAAGGAGGACAAGACGAAUGAACGGGACGGUAUCAUGGAAGUCUAUCGAUCCAUGUGGGCGGUGCUCAAACUCCCCAAUAUCCUCACCAUCAUCAUUGUCCAUCUCAUCGCCAAAUUGGGCUUCGUCACCAACGAUGCUGUCACGAAUCUGAAGCUACUGGACAAGGGAUUUGGACAAGCAAAUUUGGCGCUUGUUGUCCUGAUUGACUUUCCAUUUGAAUUAAGUCUGGGUUAUUAUGCUGGGAAAUGGUCGACGGAAUAUACCCCUCUAAGACUCUGGUGUUGGGCGUUUGUGGCAAGACUUGUGGCGGCAGUCUUCGCCCAGAUCACGAUUAUGAUCUAUCCCACCGACUUGGGCCAAGCGGUGCCAUUGUGGUAUCUUUUGACCGUCAUCGCUUCUCAUGUCUAUUCGACGUUCAUGAGCACUAUUAUGUUUGUGGCGGCAUCUGCCUUUCACGCGAGAAUAGCCGAUCCCGCGAUUGGUGGUACCUACAUGACCCUCCUCGCCACUGUCUCGAACCUAGGUGGCACAUUCCCCAAGUUCUUCAUCCUGAAAUUUGUCGACAUGUUCACCAAGGCGACAUGUCUCCCUACCCCUGACCCGGCGGCUUUCACCAAAGCCCAUCCGAACGUUCCACCUAUUACGACAGCUUUUAGCUGCGCCCUUGAAGCCGACAAGAAUAUCUGUAUCAAGGGCGGUGGCACAUGUUUGAUGCAACGCGAUGGAUACUACAUCACCAAUGUUAUAUUUGUGAUUAUCGGUGCCAUCACUUUCUGGGCGUACAUCGAGCGAAAGGCCUUAGCAUUACAAGGACUGCCGUUACGGGCCUGGCGUGUUCAAGGCGAAGGAGGGUCAUAUUCGCGUGUUGCGAGUAGAUGAGAGGAUCUUGUGGCGAUUUUGACCGACAAUGACAUGCACUAGUUGUUGUUGUACUAUAUAUGUAGCGAGCUAGAUUUAGAUCAACUGGCAAACAAUUAUGAAGAAGGGACGAAAAGUCAUUGGGAUUUUCUGUUCAAGGAUUU
Messenger RNA from Exophiala mesophila, 2505 nucleotides. RefSeq lists its product as uncharacterized. Gene Ontology annotation, molecular function: acetyl-CoA transmembrane transporter activity. Lineage: Eukaryota; Fungi; Ascomycota; Eurotiomycetes; Chaetothyriales; Herpotrichiellaceae. The transcript is spliced from 2 exons. The record is from RefSeq and is a predicted model, not a curated record. The coding region runs from base 335 to 2362 and encodes 675 amino acids. Gene Ontology annotation, cellular component: membrane.